This is a messenger RNA of Diatraea saccharalis (sugarcane borer), 2654 nucleotides long. Lineage: Eukaryota; Metazoa; Arthropoda; Insecta; Lepidoptera; Crambidae. The record is from the annotation of a GenBank genome assembly.
AAUGUCAAAAUGUCACUGGAAGGCAAAAAACAAGUUACCGUCUGGUUUGGACUUAACUCUGGUUUUACUAAUUAAUAACGUAGCAUACAUAAGUGACGGCACGACGAGACUAUAGCAGACAAAAACUACGCAAAGCUCGAAACCGGUCAGUUUUCCUCGUUCGCUUCGCUCAUACCAUACCGAGGCUAGACAUCAGUUGUCGCACGAUGUUGAAUACGUGUUUACAUUGAAAACCCUGCGGAAUUAACUCGAUAAAUUCAUAAUUCAAGUGAAGUGUGGUGUUAAAAACUAUUACAAAAUAAUCAACAUGCGUUUUUACGUGAUAACAUUUGUGUUUCUAACCAUAUCAUUGUGUCAUGGACAAAACAGUGCCCCUAUAGUUCCGAAUGUCGAUUUACGCAAAGGAUUAUCAGAAAAAAUCGGUAAUUUUUCCGUCGAACUUUUGUAUCACACAUCCAAUGUGCAAGCAAAAAAUUCUAACCUGAUCGUAUCACCAAUAACUGUGUGGACGGUUUUAGCUGUGACUGCAGAAGGGGCGGCGGGCGAAACACUCAAUCAAAUAAACAAUGUUAUACGCGUUACCAUGAGAAAUCGUGAUUUAGUACGUAACGAGUAUAAAAGUAUCGCACAAUGGCUCCAAGUAAAAACGAGUGUUGUUGAACUUGCAAAGGUGAAUGCAAUGUUCGUAGACGUGGGUGGUCUUCCCUUACAAGACUUUAUUGACUCUGCCAAGAGUGAUUUCGAUACUGACGUUGUUCCUCUAAACUUUACCCAAUCUGAAUUGGCGUCUGAAUUAGUGAAUAGAGUUAUUGCCAAUGUCACACAUGGCAGAAUAGCAAAAUUGGUGGACAGCAGUUAUUUUGCUAAUUCACGUCUGAUUUUGACUAGUGCGGUAUAUUUUAAAGGACAGUGGACUGUACCUUUCAAUGCAUCUUCUACAACCAAAAGUCCAUUUUUUAGUGAAGAUGGCAAACAAAUUGGGGAAGUAAACAUGAUGUACAACAGAUAUACAUAUCCAUUUGCAAACAUACCAGAGAUACAAUCUAGAAUAUUAGAACUACCCUAUGGAACAGAAAACCGACUCUCAAUGGUUAUAAUGUUACCACAUCCUGGUGUCUCCUUAGAGAAAAUGUUCUUUAAUUUCAAUAAUUUUACUUUAGACAAAAUGUUCCAAGAAUUGAAAACUGCUCGAGAAGACUAUGGGGAUGAUGAAGUCAGUUGUUUCCUUCCACGAUUUAAAAUAGAAUCAAAUAUUGACCUCACACCAAUCUUGAGAGAUAGAUUAGGUAUUGUUGAUCUCUUUGACAGUUCCAAAGCUAGAUUAUACCGUAUGGCAAGGAUGCCUUUGUAUGUCUCAAAAAUUAUACAUAAAUCUGAAAUAGAAGUCACCGAAAAGGGAACUACUGCUAGCGGAGUUACUGUAGCUGAUUUCAGUAACCGCUUUGGAGUUACAACAUUUAAUGCUAACCGUCCAUUUAGUUAUAUGAUUAUUGAGAAAAUUACUAAUACAAUAGUAUUUGGAGGAAUCUAUCAAGAACCAUCAUUAUACUAAUAUGGGGCAAACCAAACUACAAUAUAAAUACUUAGAAAUGUUACUAACCAAUUAAAAUUCUAUUUGUCUGUGAUGCUACUCUCUGUAUUUUUGUUUGAUUCCUAUUAUUGUUCUUUUGUUAUAUAAUACACAUUAAUAUUUGGAUAUUGUAAUCUGAAAUACUCACACAAAAUGAUUAAGCAUGAGUUAUUAGUACUGACAGUAGUAGUUGUUGUGUGUCUAAAGAAAGCAUGUCAUUGCUAUGAGAUCAUUUAUUAAUAAGUAACACUCAAGAAAUAUACCAUGAUCUCUUUAUAUAUCUCUAAAAUAGAUAUUGUAAAGUUACCUUGUUCAAUUAUAAACGUAUUUUUCAAUGAUAAUUGAUCAAAUGAAGGAUUUAGUAUGUAUUUGUAUUAAAGUUUGAUAUAUUUGUAGAAGUAAUGGAUUAUAAAUGUUAUUUUAAUGAAUGUGACAUUAAGAUAAAUUGAGAAAAUAUUAGUGUAAGUACUGUUAACAAACAGCACAUCAGGUAACAAUAAAAUAUUAAAAACUUUGAUAGUUACAAACUGAUUUAAUAACUUUAAUAUUUUAUUGUAAUAAAUGCAAAACUGUUUCUCCACUUGAUUUUAAACCUUAAUAUAAUCUAUUGAGGAAAUUUUACACUAUUCUUUAGCACUAAGUGGUGAAAUUUAAUUUGAAAAUUUAUAGAAUAUUCAUAAUUACAACAAAUAAAGGAUUAUUUAAUAUUAGACUUUUUUUGUAAUUAAUCAAAAGAAUCAAUAUUAUGAGUUCUGUUCUUUUCCAUAGUUAUGAUUACCUAUUUUCUUAAGUGUAAAUAGUUAAAGAUCAGAGGUCAUCAAUAUAAUCUGUCUAACUGCCGGAAAUGACACUUAUCUCAAUGUCGUAAAGAAUGUUUUUAUAUUAAAUUAGACUAAUAGUCAUUCCAUGUUUGUAAAAUCAAUGUAAAAUACAGAUUUGUACUACAAGACUUACGGUCAGUUGCACAAACGUUAAGGUUUAAUGACGCCUUUAAUCUCUAAUGAAAAAUGGACGUUUUGCAACUGGCUGUUAAUGUUACUGAAUCUCAUGUUGUGAAAAAUAAAUUUAAGAACAAUUUUUGUAC